Molecule: messenger RNA, 936 nt
Organism: Coffea eugenioides
Lineage: Eukaryota; Viridiplantae; Streptophyta; Magnoliopsida; Gentianales; Rubiaceae
Exons: 1
Source: RefSeq, a predicted model, not a curated record
AUGUACAGGAAUGUAGAGGUCCAAAUUGGUCAAAUUGCUAGUUCUUUGAAUAAUCGAAAUCAAGGAGAAUUACCUAGCAAAACAGAGGUCAAUCCUAAGGAGCAUGUCAAAGCCAUUACUCUUCAUAGUGGUAAGCAAUUAGAAGAUCCUCUUGUGAUGGAAGUUGAGAAAGAUAAGAAUGAAAAACAAGAAGAAAAGCAGAGGAACCAAGAGGCGAUAGUAGAAGAAAAUAGCCGGGAGAAAUCAAGAGAAAAUCAACCAUCAUCUUCCGCUACCAUUCCAAUACCUCCUGCGGUUCCAUUUCCACAAAGAUUAAAGCAAAAUAAGUUUGAUAAAGAUUUUGAAAAAUUUGUUAAACUUUUCAAACAAUUGCACAUUAACAUUCCUUUUGCCGAUGCUAUUUUGCAGAUUCCGUCUUAUGCGAAAUUUCUCAAGGAAAUCAUGACUAGAAAAAGAAAGUUGGAAGACUGCGAAACAAUAGCAUUAACGGAGGAAUGUAGUGCAAUUAUUCAAAAUAAGCUACCACCGAAGUUGAAGGAUCCGGGGAGUUUUUCUAUACCUUGCACCAUAGGUAACGUUGAUUUUUCUAAGGCAUUGUGUGAUCUUGGUGCUAGUGUAUCAUUAAUACCUUUAACGGUGGCUAGACAAUUGGGUUUGCAUGAGCUUAAACGCACUAAUAUUACUUUGCAACUAGCGGAUCGGUCUAUUAGAUAUCCAUUGGGAGUGUUGGAGAAUGUAUUGAUAAAAGUUCAAAAAUUUAUCAUUCCAGUGGAUUUUGUGGUAUUAGAUAUGGAAGAAGAUAUAUCUAUGCCAAUUAUUCUAGGUAGACCAUUUCUAGCUACUGCAGGUACUAUUAUUGAUGUCAAAAAUGGCAAACUUAAGUUUCAAGUAGGCGAAGAAGUGGUAGAAUUUAAUUUGAAUGAAAUGAAAAAAUAC